AUGUUGCAAGAGCAAUUGAGUUACUGGAGAAACUGCAAGAAUCUGGAGAAGUACCAGUACACAAGCUACAAUCCCUAAAGAAGGUGCUGCAGAGUGAGUUUUGUACAGCUAUCAGAGAGGUGUAUCAAUACAUGCAUGAAACCAUAACUGUUAAUGGCUGCCCCGAAUUCCGAGCCAGGGCCACUGCAAAGGCAACAGUUGCUGCUUUUGCUGCAAGCGAGGGCCAUUCGCACCCGCGCGUGGUGGAGCUGCCAAAGACUGAUGAAGGCCUGGGCUUUAACGUCAUGGGAGGAAAGGAACAAAACUCACCUAUUUAUAUUUCUCGCAUCAUUCCUGGAGGAGUGGCAGAAAGGCAUGGAGGGCUCAAACGAGGGGACCAGCUGCUUUCAGUUAAUGGAGUGAGUGUGGAAGGAGAACACCAUGAGAAGGCGGUGGAGCUGCUGAAGGCGGCCAAGGACAGCGUGAAGCUGGUGGUACGCUACACUCCCAAGGUGCUGGAGGAGAUGGAGGCUCGCUUCGAAAAACUGAGAACGGCCCGGCGCCGGCAGCAGCAGCAGCUGCUCAUUCAGCAGCAGCAACAGCAGCAACCUACACAGCAAAACCAUAUGUCGUAG
Merops nubicus (carmine bee-eater) is the source of this 614-nucleotide messenger RNA. It is a transcript of the gene LIN7A, whose product is annotated as lin-7 homolog A (C. elegans). Gene Ontology annotation, biological process: neurotransmitter secretion; maintenance of epithelial cell apical/basal polarity; protein localization to basolateral plasma membrane. The annotation marks the transcript as partial. The transcript is spliced from 4 exons. Gene Ontology annotation, molecular function: L27 domain binding. Gene Ontology annotation, cellular component: cell-cell junction; MPP7-DLG1-LIN7 complex; basolateral plasma membrane. NCBI's taxonomy places the organism in Eukaryota, Metazoa, Chordata, Aves, Coraciiformes, Meropidae. The record is from RefSeq and is a predicted model, not a curated record.